UUUCACCACAUCAGCACUCAAAAUACUUUGUAAUGACCCCAUAUUUCUAAACUCUCACUGAUAUUACUUCUCUAACUUUACCAUCUAAAAAAAUAUCCAAUCAAAACCACCACCACCACCACAUUUCAACAAAUUCCAUUCAACAUGGCAGCCACAGCUGCCACAGCAGUAGCUUCUUCAUUCUCAAGUCUUCCUUGUAUACGUUCUAAAUUAACUUGGUCCAACUGUGAUCAUCUCCUUAAAAUAUCAUGCACUAGAACACCAAGUCUAACUUUAACUUCAUCAUCAUUAUCAUUAUCAAUAGCUCGUGGAAAUGAAGUGACAUGGAGGAGGAAGAGGCUGGCGGCUGCGGUGGCGCAAGAGGAGGCAGAAGCCGCGGUGACGGUGGAGGAGGAAGAGGCGGAGGUGGAGGCCGAGGCGGCGGUUGAAGAGGAAGUAGUUGUGGAGGAAAAGGGAGAAGACAGUAGUGAAAGUGAAGGUGUUAAUACUAAGCUUUAUUUUGGGAACUUGCCUUAUCUUUGUGAUAGUGCACAACUUGCUGGGAUUGUUCAAGACUAUGGUAGUCCUGAGCUUGUUGAGGUUCUUUAUGACAGGGACACAGGUAAAAGCAGAGGAUUUGCAUUUGUGACAAUGAGUACUCUUGAAGAUUGCGAGAAAGUCAUCGAAAAUCUAGACGGAAGAGAGUAUGGUGGCAGAACCUUAAGGGUGAAUUUCUCAGACAAGCCUAAACCAAAAGAACCCCUUUACCCGGAAACUGCACACAAGCUCUUUGUUGGUAAUUUGGCCUGGUCAGUCACAUCUGACAGUUUGAUACAAGCAUUUCAACAAUUUGGAACUGUUGUUGGAGCUCGGGUACUAUAUGAUGGAGAGACAGGAAGAUCUCGUGGCUAUGGUUUUGUGAGCUUUGAGACUAGAGAAGAAAUGGAGAAUGCUCUCAAUAAUCUCAAUGGAGUGGAAUUGGACGGAAGGGCAUUGCGCGUUAGCUUAGCACAAGGGAAGAAACAAUAAGAUGGACAAGAUUCUUGUAUAUUAGUUGUAAAAGUUCAAAUUUGCCAUCUAUAGAAGAACAAGUUUUAUUCAUAGAUUAAGAUGGCUAAAGGCUUUAACUAGGUCAAAAUGAGAUGUACCAUUUGAAUCACAUCCCCAUUCAUUGAGUUUUUUUUUUUUUCCCUCCCCUUUGUUAUUUAGAGAGAGCUAGUGAGCUAUCAUUGUUCCUUUCAUAUCAAGAGAGCUAUUAUGACUCAAACAAAUUGGUCAGAGGCGUUUAAAAUGCUUAUUUUGAUUGA
This is a messenger RNA of Lycium ferocissimum, 1286 nucleotides long. RefSeq names its product RNA-binding protein CP33, chloroplastic-like. The transcript has 4 exons. Gene Ontology annotation, molecular function: mRNA binding. NCBI's taxonomy places the organism in Eukaryota, Viridiplantae, Streptophyta, Magnoliopsida, Solanales, Solanaceae. The record is from RefSeq and is a predicted model, not a curated record. The coding region runs from base 145 to 1008 and encodes 287 amino acids. Gene Ontology annotation, cellular component: cytosol.